Copidosoma floridanum is the source of this 727-nucleotide messenger RNA. Its product is annotated as Dynactin 5, p25 subunit. Lineage: Eukaryota; Metazoa; Arthropoda; Insecta; Hymenoptera; Encyrtidae. Gene Ontology annotation, cellular component: dynactin complex. The record is from RefSeq and is a predicted model, not a curated record.
UAAGAUGGGUGUUUAGCUCUCCGUGUUUGUGACAUUCCUGCAUUUGACUUUUAAAAUAGCUGCAUAACGGCAAAACACCGGUUACAAUGGAACCUCAAGAUAUUUAUUACAACAGGAAUGAAUACGUCGAGACUGCUUCGGGAAACAAAGUUAGCCGACAGACGGUGUUGUGCGGCUCACAAAAUAUCGUUUUGCAUGGCAAAGUGAUCGUACAGUCGGAUGCCAUUAUCAGAGGUGACUUGGCGAACGUUAAAACCGGACGUUAUUGCAUUAUCGGCAAAAACGUCGUCAUACGUCCACCUUUCAAAAGAUUCAAUAGAGGGAUAGCCUUUUUUCCACUACAAAUGGGAGAUCACGUUUAUGUAGGGGAACGUUCGAUCAUCAGUGCAGCAGUUAUUGGUUCUUAUGUUUACAUAGGCAAAAACGUCGUCAUUGGAAGACGUAGCGUUUUGAAGAGUUGUUGCUACAUCGAAGACAACACUGUAAUUCCCCCAGAAACAGUUGUACCCUGUUUCACGAGAUUUGGUGGUAAUCCAGGCAAAUGCAUUGAAGAGCUCCCAGAGUGUACUUUGGAUCUGAUGCUGGACUUUACAAAGAACUAUUACCAGCACUUUUUGCCAGCCAGUCAUGGAUCUUAACAGGGUUUCAUGUGCAUUUAGGAGUAUUUAUUGUGACUGAAUGAAAGAUACGGCGAGAAUGACAGAAAAGAAUGAAUUGAAUUUUAUUG